Naegleria gruberi is the source of this 309-nucleotide messenger RNA. RefSeq lists its product as uncharacterized. The record is from RefSeq and is a predicted model, not a curated record. The transcript has a single exon. Lineage: Eukaryota; Heterolobosea; Eutetramitea; Acrasida; Naegleriidae. The annotation marks the transcript as partial.
CCCAAACCCAAACCCAAACCAAAACCCAAACCCAAACCCAAACCCAAACCCAAACCCAAACCCAAACCCAAACCCAAACCCAAACCCAAACCCAAACCCAAACCCAAACCCAAACCCAAACCCAAACCCAAACCCAAACCCAAACCCAAACCCAAACCCAAACCCAAACCCAAACCCAAACCCAAACCCAAACCCAAACCCAAACCCAAACCCAAACCCAAACCCAAACCCAAACCCAAACCCAAACCCAAACCUUUCAAAGUUCAAACCCUAGCCCAAUUUAUUGAUUAUUAUAUCAUUCGAUUGUAA